Engraulis encrasicolus (European anchovy) is the source of this 2516-nucleotide messenger RNA. RefSeq lists its product as uncharacterized. The coding region runs from base 302 to 2515 and encodes 737 amino acids. NCBI's taxonomy places the organism in Eukaryota, Metazoa, Chordata, Actinopteri, Clupeiformes, Engraulidae. The transcript is spliced from 15 exons. The record is from RefSeq and is a predicted model, not a curated record.
GAGCACAAGGUAGCAUUUUCACCUAAAAUUAUAGCCUUCAGGAGUCUACCAAUGGUUAAACAAGUCAAUAGUGAGCGAAUGAAGCCAGUCUCGCUCCCAACAGGGGUCUGUAAGCUGAAAACCCCAUAUGUAAGUUUUGGCCGCGCGGUCCGCUCUCAGGUGUCGUGACGAAUCGAGAUUGCUUUACGUCACUUAGCCAGGCCCCUCUCUGCCAGGCUAGUUAUUAGCUAGUUUCGUAGCCUGCUAGCUGCUACUACCGGCAGUCACUCGCGUCUGGGGAGCGGUGAAGAGUGUUUGGGUCAUGGCCGAGCCACCAAGGAAGACACCGAGAACAGAGGAGCAAAUACAAAGGAAGAGGGUACGAGACAAAGAAAGGGGUCGCACCCGUGUGAACAUUGGGAAGGCAUUUUCUGAAUGGAGAGAGUUGAUGGCUAAAGAGGGACACAGAUCCGACGCAGAACUGGCAGCCAUGCUCUUGAACUUCUACAAGAAGGUGCAUGUGGUAUCAACACCAAGCAAGACGCCGCCUAGGCCACCCGUAGCAGUCUCAAGCAUCAGCGGGGGCUCGGAUCGUGACCAGGACAUUCCUCUAAACGUUCCUGAUCUCGGUGUUCAGCCGUUGCCUACAGAGCAAGUUGUGGAUCUGGAUGCAAGCAUGCAUUCUCUAACCUUAGAAGAACACCCUGAGUGUCCAGAGGAAGAGGUGGGGGAAGACCUGAGAAACACAAUCAUUGAGUUUGAUGACUUCGGAUCUAGUCCAGCUCAGAUGGCUCUGGAAGGAGACAGCUCUGAUGAAGAUUUUGUGCCUUCUCUUCGUCUGAGAGUCGCUGGGCAUGCAGUCGGUGAGCUCGCAGAAAUAACCAUGGAGGAGGCAGUGGUAGACAUUGACCUGCCAGAGGAGCCAGAGGACUCUGCAUCGGCAUCCGACUUCAUCGCACAUCACCACAAAGUCCUUUCUGAAGAUGACCUUGUUGGAAAAAGGGCCAACAUCGCAUACAACGACAACCUGCUUGCUCUUGCUAAAUACCUGCAACUGCCAGUACAACAGUGCACUUUUGUUGACAAAGUGCUAGGAGUGCCUUGCUCAGCUAAAACACCCUUCACAGUUACCUUGACACCCCGUGGGACAGGUGUUGUGUUGGAAUGGAUAUGCCCAUUUGGACACUCCAUAUGGAAAUGGAAUUCUCAGCCAACACUGAAGUUUGGAAUGCAGGGGGGUGACUUCAUGCUGUGCACAAACAUUCUGUUGUCUGGGAAUAACUAUAGAAAAGUUGCCCUACUCUUCAAGUUCAUGGCAAUGGGGAUGGUCUGUGAAUCAACUUUCUUCAAAGUCCAGGAUACAUACUGCAUUGAGCCAGUGGAAGAGUACUGGGAGAAAACCAGGGGAGAAGUCCUAGACCGUCUAAGACAGAAGGAUCAUGUUGUUGUCCUAGGUGAUGGCAGAAUGGACUCUCCUGGUCAUUGUGCACAGUAUUGCACAUAUACAACAAUAGAGCAAGACUCAAGAGAUGUGGUCCACAUUGUUUCAGUCGACAAACGCGAAACAAGAAGAAACUCUGUCAUCAUGGAAAAGGAGUGCUUUGUUCGGACGAUGGACGCUCUACUUGAAGAGCUGCCUAUAAAGGAAGUUGUCACUGAUGCCCAUCCACAAAUCACCGCGUUGCUACAUCCAGAACGUGGUAAAUACAAAGACAAAGGGAUCCUCCACUCAUUGGAUAUAUGGCAUGCAGCCAAAAGUCUGAACAAGAGGCUUCGACGGGUUGGAGCAAACCACAAAGAUGUUGUUCCAUGGAUCAAGGACAUUGUGAACCACUUUUGGUAUUGCAGCAAGCACGCCAACACCGUGGAUGUGUUCUUGACAAUGUGGCGUGGUGUUGUAUGCCAUGUGGUGAACAAGCACUCCUGGGUUGGAGGAGAAUGUGAACAUCUCCCACUGGAUGAAGGCAGCCAGAAUAAGCCCUGGCUCAGAAAAGGUGGAGCUGAUCACGAGGCACUCAUCCUAGUUGUGCUGGACAAAAGAUGGCUGGCCCAGGUGAAGAAGUUCCUAAACUUCCGGACCACAUCUGACUUGGAGAACUUCCAAAACCACAUACUGAUGUAUGCUUCCAAGCGCAUGUCGUACACGCCUUUUGUCUACAAGACCCGGACUCUACUGGCCGCCAUUGACUACAACAAGCAUAAUGGACGUCGCCCUGCACACAACCGGGAAGGGAAAAUAAUCUACAGGCGCAAAUACAGCAAGAAGUCAGAGCACUGGAGCGUCUACGCAGUGAAGGAAACAAAGCAAUACUCCUACAUUCCGGACCUGCAGAGGGCCAUUGUGAAGAGAAGACUGGAAAGCGGGACAGGCCUUCCCCGAAAACAGACAAUGAGACCAGACGACCCAAGGCGUUUGGGAGUACUUGCCAAGGAGCAGCCGCCACCUACAGCAGAACUCGUAAGGAUCCAGGUGUCUCGAGGGGACAGGAGUCCCAGACAACAGGAUGAAGAUGAAACUACUCAAGCUAAUGUUUAGU